UCAACGGUGUAACAACCGCUAGGCAAUCUCACUGGAAUACGGGUGGUAAAAUUUUAACAUGGCAACGCGGCUGCAUUUCAUUCGUAAACUAUCGUGUGCUUCGUGUAUAUAAAAUCUGUUUGGUGCAUGCGAUAAAUUGUUUGCGAACCGUACGGUGAUUUAUUUCUUCGGUUAACUUUUCCUCACUUCCCGUCCUUCUCCCCCCCAUCGCGAAGCCUUGAACUCGACCGUGAAAAAUUGGAGGGAAAAACAGUGGUUAAAAGCAGAACGAAAAUAAGAACGGAUAGAGUGGUGACAUAACCGCGACGGACAGACACGUCGAGGUAACGUCGUCUCUGUAAUAAUUACAGACGUAAAACUGGGCUUUUCGUUCCCGAACAAAAAUAAAGAAUUUAUUUAUAACCUAUCGCUACACCGCUCGUUCACCGGACUCUCGUCUGACGUGUAAACCAUACGUAGAGAAAUUUGUGCAUGUAGUUGGGAGAGUUAUGCCGUUUGUUUUCUCACGAGUUUAGUGUAGGGAAACAACGCGAGAAGUUUCGAGGUCUUUCUUCACGAACCUCAGACGCGGGCCAAGAACGACGAGGAGAUGUUCCUGGCCGGCCGGGCCCUGAGGAAGCCUUGAGGAACGACAGAGAGACAAAGAGAGAGAGAAAGAGAGAGAGAGACGUCAUUACGAGUAGCGUCGAGGCGUUGAAGCGGCGCUCCGUUCCUCUCGACGGAGUCAAAGGACUCGUCCAUCAGACACCGCAUAUAAUACUGACAAUAGGCAAGCGCCGUCUCUUGCGGCAUCGCUAGUGCGACCCGCGGCGUCGAAGCGUUCGGGUGAAAGUCCGGUAUCGGGUUUAACCGUACCGAGGCCGGAGUCAGAGCAGCUAGCAGGACGGAGUUGCCAUCGCAGCGUCUCCUCCACAUGUGGACAUCUCCGUCCCAGCUUAGGAUUGGCCGAGCACCCAGAAAAAAGAUCAAUCUGCAUCCCUAGUCCUUGUCGACAAGGAUUAUACAGCCGCGAUGGAUAACCCCGACAAACGUACACCGGGGACCAAGCGCAAGUUGUCCUUUCUUGGAUUUGGCAAACGGAGCUCGAUCGACGGGCAUGGCACGGAAACGGGACCGGAACUCGACGAGGAGAUGGAGAAGGUUUUCGCAAUGGAUAUGGGGGAGAAGUUCAACGUUUCACGGCUUGGAUCUCCCUCGGAAUCGGCUGGAUCGGAUCGAGAACGAGGAGCGCCGCCUAGAUACGGAGAGCGUGACUUUAAUCAACAUCGGAAACGAAGUUACCCUCAUCCGCACAUGCCAUUGAAAAGUCUUCACUCAAGGUCAAUGAGGCGGCAUCUUUCACCGGAGGGAUCCGUGACCGAACCUGGACCCGAGGAAGAUCACCCCUUGAACGAUCAUCCGAUCUCGUCGACCGGUAACGGGGAAGAACCCGACGAUGAGGUGGAAGAGGAGGAGGAGGAGGAGGAGGAAGAGGAAGUCGACGCGUUGAUAAACGGCGGAGGUCAUCGCCAACAGCAGGCCGGCGAGGCUCCGAACUACGUUUCGCAGGGUAUCGAGAACGACGAACGGCCGAUUCCCGACGACGGGGAAGCAGUUUUGAGCAGCGAAAGCGAGGCGCCGAUAUCCGAGAGAGCGGCGUCGGGAUACAGCGAAAGUCCGGCACUCGGAAGUCCCAGAGUUCAGUUCGAAAAGAUUAGAGAAGAGGGCGCGGCCAGUCCGCAACCGGAAACGCCACCCGGUGACGAAGACCGGAAACCUCGACGGCUUCACAAACACGACCACAAACGGCACCAUCACAAGUCGAGAAAGUAUUCGCUCCAGGAAGAUCCGCAAUGGAGGAAACGCUCGGGUGCCGGUAUCACGGACGGAAACAACGCGAUGGGACGUCGAGUCAGCGUCCAGCCCGACGAGGCAAGCACCCUCCAGGAGCUGGACAUAGACGGCCUGGAGUCCCACAGGAGCGACGAUCCCCGGGGUAUGCGUCGUCACAAGACGGGUCACUCGACGGUUCACAUCGGGCGAAAAAUGGUCGGGGGUAUAUUCCACGACACCUUCAAAAAGAUGUACGAUCAUUCGCCCCACGAGGUAUUCGUCCAGCUCGAUGAACUCCACGGAAUGGGCGAGGAUCGCGAAUGGCGGGAAACGGCGAGGUGGAUAAAGUACGAGGAAGACGUUGAAGAGGGUGCGGACCGGUGGGGGAGACCACACGUCGCAUCGCUUAGCUUUCACUCGCUUCUAAACCUACGGCGAUGCCUCGAGACCGGUGUUUGCCUCCUUGAUCUCGAGGAACGUGAUCUUCCCGGCGUAGCUUACAGGGUCGUCGAGCAGAUGGUCGUCGAGGAGUUGAUACUCCCCGAAGAUCGACCCGUCGUUAUGAGGGCUCUGCUUCUAAGGCACAGGCACGUCAAUGAACAUGAUAGAUUUCGAUUUGGGGGGAAGAGGAAUUACGCCAGUUACACCAGUCUGCAGUCUAUCUGGCUGGAGGAGGAAGAGGCUGCUCGAGAUCCGACCGAGAACCAUGUGAAGCAACAUAACCUGAGCGAUUCUAAACCAAAGAUCGUAUCGUCCACCUUGGCUCUGGACAGCAACCAUACAGCGGUUGAUAUAAAAGAAGAGUUGACCUACACGAGUAGUAACGAGGACUUGAAGAAAGGGCACAAUGAUUAUAUAUUGAAAAGAAUUCCCGUCGGCGCUGAGGCAACUACGGUACUUGUAGGUGCCGUAGAUUUCCUUGAUCAACCUACGAUAGCAUUUGUUCGGCUGGCAGAAGGUGUUUUCAUGCCCUCUUUGACAGAAGUUACCAUUCCUGUUCGAUUCAUGUUUAUUCUUCUGGGGCCACGAAAUGCCGAUCUUGACUACCACGAGGUCGGUCGAUCCAUCUCAACGCUGAUGGCCAAUACCUCAUUUCACAAGAUUGCCUACAAAGCUAACGAAAGACGAGAACUGCUAUCGGCAAUCAAUGAGUUUUUGGAUGAUUCGAUCGUGCUGCCACCAGGCGAUUGGGAAAGACAAGCACUUUUACCAUUCGACGAACUCAAGGCAAAGAGCGAAGCUAUAAGAAAACGCAAAGCUAAAGCAUUGGAAAGAAUUUCACCGCAGACACAAAGCGAUGCCGCUAUUAAGAAAGCUCUUUUAGCUGGUGAAGAUGAGAAAAAACCCCCAGAUGAUGAUCCGCUGUGUAGAACUAGGCGUCCUUUUGGUGGGCUUAUUAACGAUAUCAAGAGACGCUACCCUCUUUAUUUAUCUGAUUUCACGGAUGGAUUGAACUCCUCUAGCGUUGCGGCAGCCAUCUUCAUGUACUUUGCUGCUCUUUGUACCGCUAUCACAUUUGGCGGUCUGAUAAGUGACAAAACAAACAAUUUAAUAGGCAUCUCAGAGACUUUAAUUUCUGCCUCAUGGACAGGAGUGAUAAUGGCUCUUUUUGCCACGCAACCUCUCGUCAUUAUCGGUACAACUGGACCGCUUCUUCUCUUCGAUGAAAGCUUGUACAAAAUGUGUAAUGCCUAUGAAUUCGAGUUCUUAACGGUCCGGAUAUACGUUGGCGUUUGGCUCGGUGUGAUUGCAUUAAUCAUUGCUUGUGUCGAAGGUUCAGUACUUGUAAAACUUUUCACACGUUUUACGGAAGAAAUAUUUACCGGAUUGAUAUCAAUUCUCUAUAUCGUCGAGGCCUUCCAAAAGAUCUAUAAAUACUUUUUAAUAAAUCCACUUCUUCCUGAUUACUGCUUCGCCCCACACGAAAAUGACACCAGUUCUAACAAUACUGACACGAAUGUGACGGCUAUGUGUGACAACUCUCAGCAGAUGAAUUGGCUUCCUGACAGUAACGGUCAUGGCCUUAUAAAUCAACCAAAUACUGCUCUCAUGUGUACAAUUCUUUGCUUGGGAACUUUCCUUGGUGCGUACUACCUGCGCAUAUUUCGUAACAGUCACUAUCUGGGUCGCAGCGCGAGAAGAGCUUUUGGUGACUUUGGAGUUCCAAUAAGCAUCGUAAUUUUUGUCUUGAUCGAUUUUCUCGCUCAAGUUAAGACUGAGAAACUCCUCGUACCCGACGGCUUGAGUCCUUCAGAUCCCGACAAGAGAGGAUGGCUAAUACCGCUAGGGGGUGAAAAACAAUCCGUUCCCGUUUGGUUGGCACUUGUUUGCGUGGUGCCAGCUCUUCUAGUUUACAUCCUUAUCUUCAUGGAAACCCAAAUAUCUGAGCUCAUUAUUGACAAGAAAGAACGCAAGCUGCGUAAAGGCAACGGCUAUCACAUGGACAUUGUUGUUGUCAGCUUGAUGAACGUUGGCUGUGGGUUCAUCGGUAUGCCCUGGUGUUGCGCAGCAUCGGUGCGUUCUCUGACCCAUGUAUCCGCAGUUACAAUAAUGUCAACGAACCAUGCUCCUGGUGACAAGCCUCACAUUGUUGAGGUCAAAGAACAAAGAGUGAGCGGUCUCUUAGUCGCGAUCCUCGUCGGUCUGAGUAUUUUGAUGGCACCGCUACUAAGACGUGUUCCCAUGGCAGUGUUGAUUGGAGUUUUUCUGUACAUGGGCGUAUCGUCAACCAACGGCGUUCAGCUGUUUGAUCGUAUAAAGUUAUUCUUUAUGCCUGUUAAGCACCAUGGUACUGCGAAUUAUGUACGCAGAGUUCAAACCUAUAAGAUGCACAUAUUCACUUUGAUUCAAAUAUUUUGUCUCUCGGUCCUUUGGGCUGUUAAAAGCACCGCAAUCUCCUUGGCUUUCCCAUUCUUUUUGAUCCUGAUGAUACCGUUGCGUGCUCAAAUGAAGCGUUAUUUUACACCUGCAGAACUACGUGCUCUCGAUACUAAAGAACCAGAAAUGGAGAGCAAUCAGGAUGAGCCAGACUUUUAUGAAGAAGCACCCCUCCCUGGCUAGACUGUGCCUUACCUUACCUUGUCCAAUUAAUUACCUUCAUACUACCCUUGUUGUAUCCAUUGACGGCGUUUGUUAGAUAAUCCAAGUUUUUCCCGUGAAAACCUCGACAUUCAGGGUGACUCAAAAAGUUUUUGCUGUUUUUAACAUAUCUUUACCCUUAUUGACGCGAACAAAGAAUAUAUUUGAUAUGAAUGUUACGGGGUUUGACAUAGUUUAAUAUAGUAAGAGUUCACUUACGGACGAAAAAGAAAUCUAGUAUUAUACAAUAUAAGUAUAGGUACAUACAUAUAUUUAUAGUUAAUUCUUAUUUUACUUAGACUAGUUGUAAUUUGAAACAUAUUAAUUUUGGUUCUGAUUUAUUGCGGGCAUGUAACGUUUGUGGUAUCGGUAACAUUUCAUUUUUAGCUAGUCUAGAGAUUGUCUGAAAUUGAUUCGAAAAAGAAUAUAAAUCAAUUAUUUAAUAGCAUUAUCAGCGUUCUUUACAUUUCACAUAAGCAUUACAAAUUGAAAAUGAAUUAUUUCCGAAUUCAUGAACGACCGUUUAAACGUUUAAUGCGCUCAAUGUAUAACGGCCCGUUAUAAUCUUCUAUUUUUAUUGUUGUUGACUGUCAAAUUUACGCUGGUUAUACGUUUCGUAAGAUCAACAACAAUAAGAGCAGAAGAUUAUAACGGGAUGUUAUAUAUUACACCCGUUAAACGUUUAACGGACGGUCAUGAAUUCGGGGGUAAGAGUGCCAAAAGGAAUUCGUUCAAUCAUUUAUUGUUACGCGAUUGUCAAUAAUACGCAGGAAGAUUGAUCAGUAUUCUAAAUAUUUUUUUAUGAAUCCCUAAUGAUAGCAGACGUGUAAUUCUGUUGCGAUUCACAGCGUUCAAUUAGUUUGAUCAUUUUAAAGUCUCAGCUAUCACAGUAAGAGUUUAAAAACACCAAACUUUUUGAUACCCUGAUCGUUCCUAUUUAUCUGACGAUCAUUUCCAUUUGUACUUUAUUCACGCUACCUCUAUGGGAACAGACAAGAUUCACGAGAAAUUAACUAUUGUUAAGUAUAGACGGUUUUACGAAAGUGGUAAACCGAAAUUGUCCGUGUGGCAUCUCAUGCAUGUUAUUAAACUAAGUUGGUUCAUGAUGUUCAGGCCUUUGUCAGGAGAGUACCAAUAGAUGCAACACGAGAUUGGUGCAUGGUGCCAGGGGAUGAUUAAGAUUGACCAAGAGGAUUGCAUGUGAUCUUUGUUAAAAGUAUAGCCAAUUUUUUGGCGUAAUAGGGUAUGAGCGUAGGGUUGCAUUUGGGUAGGCAUUUUUUUUUUAGUAAGACAAUAAAGUUGGUGCUAUAUGUAUAAAACUGUGUAUACACAAGUACCUGAUUGGUGAAUGUAUGCAGCAGGAUUAGAUAUGAGCUUUGUUGGAGAUGAAUGGGAAAUAUUAGUACGGUACGGAUAAGCAAAGGAGGGAUUUCCAUAAAAUUCUAACUCUUGACAAAAAUCUGUUUGUGUAAUUUGAAUUACAUAUCGUGCAGGUAUAAGUAAUAUGGAAAUUCUUAUAUUUUUCGACAAAUAAGAAUCGUGUAUGCUUAUGAACGAACUCUUUCGAGAGUUAUAAUAUACGAAGGCAUAAACAUUUUGAACCAAAAUCGAAGUGAUAGUCAUCCAAUGAUGUAUCGCAAUAAAGCAGAUAUAAUGUAUUAGAUAUGAUAUAUACGAUACAAAAUAAGAAGCAAAGAAAAUAUUGUAUUUUGAUUCCGUAGAGUAUUUUACUAAUCAAUAUGUUCUUAUUGAAAGUUGAAAAUCAUUAUUGACACUCCUUCGAUCCAACACGUAGUACAACCAUUUAAAAAAAGAACAGAGAAUGAAAAACGAAAUUACUUAACUAUUGUUAUUCACGUAACACAAAUAAUUGAGAAAUGGUAAUAAAUUCUUCUAGAUGAUUGUGAUAGAAAACCGUGUUGAUCUAAACUAACGGUACUUAUUAUUGUUAACUAUCUAAUAAAUUAGAUUUCAUUAGGUAUACGGCUUUACAUCUACAGUAUAUCAUUGAGACAUGUUAUUAUAGCCACACCACAGAUAUUACCUAUAUUGAGAGAUUAUUACAAUCAUCCUUGUUAUUAAAUAGUGAAAACGUUAUUGUAAAUAAUCAAGUUAAAAAUACAGUAUUAAAAGUAAUAAUUAGUAAUAGGCUCGUAGCAGCUGGAUUAUGCCUUAAGUUUAGAGAAUAAAGAAAAUAUUUAAAAUA
Messenger RNA from Neodiprion virginianus, 7096 nucleotides. It is a transcript of the gene Ae2, whose product is annotated as band 3 anion transport protein. Gene Ontology annotation, molecular function: solute:inorganic anion antiporter activity; monoatomic anion transmembrane transporter activity. The transcript has 11 exons. Gene Ontology annotation, biological process: transmembrane transport; regulation of intracellular pH; monoatomic anion transport. The coding region runs from base 1012 to 4872 and encodes 1286 amino acids. The record is from RefSeq and is a predicted model, not a curated record. Gene Ontology annotation, cellular component: plasma membrane. Lineage: Eukaryota; Metazoa; Arthropoda; Insecta; Hymenoptera; Diprionidae.